AUGACGGCUCUGGUCACCCUGCUGUCCCUGCUCCUGCUGGGACCCCAGGCCCAGCACGGGACCGAGUGGACCUACUCAGAUGGGGUGCUGGAUGAAGCACACUGGCCGAGGGAGUACCCCGACUGCGGGGGGAAGAGACAGUCGCCCAUCGACCUGCAGAGGGAGAAAGUGUGGUACAACCCUUCCCUGAGGGCUCUGAACCUGUCAGGCUACGAGGUCCAGCACGGGGCGUUCCUUAUGAUCAACAAUGGCCACACAGUACAGAUCAGCCUGCCCCCCACCAUGUGCAUGACGGCUGCCAAUGGUACCCAGUACAUAGCCCAGCAGAUGCACUUCCACUGGGGUGGCGCCUCCUUGGAGAUCAGCGGUUCCGAGCACACCAUUGACGGGAUCAGAUAUGUGAUGGAGAUUCACGUCGUUCAUUACAAUUCUAAAUACAAGAGCUACGAUAAGGCUCAGAAAGCACCGGAUGGUUUGGCUGUGCUGGCAGCCCUCGUUGAGGUCAAGGAUGAUGCUGAAAAUACUUACUACAGCAACUUCAUUUCUCACUUGAAGAGCAUCAGGUAUCCAGGACAAAGCACAGUUCUGAGGGACCUUGAUGUUCAGGACAUGCUACCUGGGAACCUCCACUACUACUACAGCUACUGGGGGUCACUCACCACUCCUCCCUGUACUGAGAAUGUCCACUGGUUUGUGCUGGCAGAUACCGUCAAGCUCUCCAGGACACAGGUCUGGAAGCUGGAGAAUUCCUUACUGAAUCACCAGAACAAGACCAUCCACAAUGAUUACCGUGGGACCCAGACCCUGAACAACAGAGUGGUGGAAGCCAACUUCAUGUCUCAACUUAAUCAGUGCUCUGAGCUCCAGUUUUAUCCAAACAAUAUUGACAGUAACCUUGAGUACUCGAGAAGGUUUAUUGAACAGAAGAAAGCAAAGAGAAAAAGACAAGGGUAA
Globicephala melas (long-finned pilot whale) is the source of this 954-nucleotide messenger RNA. RefSeq names its product carbonic anhydrase 6 (gene CA6). Gene Ontology annotation, biological process: one-carbon metabolic process. Lineage: Eukaryota; Metazoa; Chordata; Mammalia; Artiodactyla; Delphinidae. The record is from RefSeq and is a predicted model, not a curated record. Gene Ontology annotation, molecular function: carbonate dehydratase activity; zinc ion binding.